Molecule: messenger RNA, 1022 nt
Organism: Cicer arietinum (chickpea)
Lineage: Eukaryota; Viridiplantae; Streptophyta; Magnoliopsida; Fabales; Fabaceae
Product: pathogenesis-related thaumatin-like protein 3.5
Source: RefSeq, a predicted model, not a curated record
AUAUAAACUAGACUAGAUGUUCAACAUAUUCCAAAUUGUGUUAAGAUUCAGAAGAAUGCAGCUGCUACAUUCUUUAAACCCUUUAUUUUUCUUCAUAAUCUGGGCUUACAUUUUCUAUGGGAAUGUAAGGGGACAUCAAGUUACAUUCUAUAUACACAACAAAUGUCCAUUCCCGAUAUGGCCAGCAACUGCAUCAAACACUGGCCAACCAAUUAUAGCAGAUGGUGGAUUCUACCUUGCAUCAAGCCAAACCAAGAAAAUUCAAGCACCAUGGUCAUGGAGUGGUAGAAUUUGGGCUAGAACAGGUUGCAAUUUUGAUUCAAAUAGUUGGAAACCAUCUUGUGAAACAGGGGAUUGUGAUGGAAAACUAGCAUGCAAUGGACUCAUAGGUACUCCACCAGCUACAUUAGUUGAAAUUACACUUCAAGGUGAUAAAGGGAAACCAAAUUUCUAUGAUGUUAGUCUUGUUGAUGGUUACAAUGUUCCUGUUUCUAUCACACCAAGCAAGAACAUUAAUUCAAAAUGUAACAUUCAAGGUUGUUUGAAGGAUGUUAAAAGUUUGUGUCCUAAUGAGCUUCAAGUGUUGAAUUCUAAUGGAGAAGUUGUUGCUUGCAAAAGUGCUUGUUUGGCUUUUGAUCUUGACAAUUUUUGUCGUAGGAAUGGCUAUGGUAGUCAACAAAAGUGUAGGCCAAAUGUUUACUCAAGAAUAUUUAAGGAUGCUUGUCCUAAUUAUUUUAGCUUUGCUUUUGACACCCCUACACCACUUGUGAGUUGUGGAGCAUUGGAAUAUGUAAUUACUUUUUGUCCUUAUGAGUGGGGUGGUGGUGAUGGUGAGUAUAAGUAUGAGUAGAAAGUGUUUACAACAUUUGUUUUUUUAUUUAUAUUGACAUGAUAUAUUGUGGGAAUUUGGGGAUAGAAUAAAAUUUGCAUUUGAUUUUUAAGGUACUCUUGAUAUUGAAGUGUAACUAUAUAUAAAAUUGUUGACCUUAUGUUGAUUAUGGUAUUAUGGCAUAUUAGUACAA